GGCCGGCCGGCUCUGGAGGCUCAUUGUGGCCGCCCCGGCAAACGGUCCUCGCACUGACGGGGAGGAGAGACCCGGGACUGCUCCACCCAGAGGCGGGGAAUGAGACCGUGCUGUAGGGCAAGGCUGCGUCCUCCCGGGGACUCCAUCCGGAUCUUUGAAUGAGACUGAUGUGAACAAGCAGGUCCGGGGGCUGCGGUGCUUUCCUGCCGGCCCGGCUCGGGGAUCCAGCACUCUGGUAACAUCAGAUCUUCCAGGAAGGGGUGACUAUGGAGAGCGUGGCUGUGGUGAUUGAAGAAAGAGCCCUGUCUUUGCAAGACCCCGGCCUUCCCCAAGGGAGUGGAGAGGAGAAGGAGGAGGAAGGUGGGCUGGCUGCGUUCCAGGAACCAUUGACAUUCAAUGAUGUGGCUGUAGAAUUCACCCAGGAAGAAUGGGGCCAACUGAACUCUUCCCAGAAGAACCUCUUCAGGGAUGUGAUGCUGGAGAACUACAAGAACUUUGUCUUCCUUGGACUUCCGGUUUCCAUGCCAGCGGUGAUCCUACUGUUGGAACGGGGAGAGGUGCCCCGGAGCUCAGAGGGAGAGGAGUCCAGAGGCAUUCUUUCAGAUUCCAUCAGGAAGGAGCCUAUAUGUAAAAUCAGGAACACAGCUCCAAAAAGAGACAAUUUCAUGGGAGUGUCAUCUAAACAAAGAGUGUUAGCAAAGACUGAUGGUAGUAGCUGGAACUCUGAUAUGGGAAAAGUUUGGGAACACAAUAUAAUGUUAGAAAAUCAGAAAGACAAGCAGGAAAGACAGUCGAAACAAAUCACAGUUGCUCUCAGCAAACCUCUUAAUGAGGCAAGUGUCCUUGAAUAUAAUACAUUUGGGAGAAGCUAUCAACAUGGGCCUAUCCCACAGCAGAGAAUUCAUACAGGAAGAAGUCUUCACAAUUAUGAUGUCCUUGGAAAGAGCAUUAAAGAAUUUUCAGAUCUAAUUAAAUGUAACAAAACCAUCUUAGGGAAAAAUCUUUCUAAGCCUCUUGGUUACCACUCAGGUCUUAUUCAAUAUCAGAUGAUAAAUACUAAAGAGAAACCCUUUACUUAUAGUGAAUAUGGGAAAGCUUUCAACCAGAAUGUAAACCUUAAUAAAACAGUUCAUGCUGGAGAGAAACGCUUUGAAUGUAAUGAAUGUGGGAAAACCUUCAGCAACAAUUCAUGCCUUACUCUUCAUCAGAGAAUUCAUACUGGAGAAAAACCCUUUGAAUGUAAUGAAUGUGGAAAAGCAUUUAGCCAGAAAUCAAACCUUACUCUACAUAAGCGAAUUCAUACUGGAGAAAAGCCCUUUGAAUGUAAUGAAUGUGGGAAAACCUUUAGCCAGAAGGGACACCUUAUUGAGCAUCAGAGAAUUCAUGCUGGAGAAAAACCUUAUAAAUGUAAUGACUGUGGGAAAACCUUCAGCCAGAGAGGAAACCUUAAUGAACAUAAAAGAAUUCAUACUGGAGAAAAGCCCUUUGAAUGUAAUGAAUGUGGGAAAGCCUUCAGCCAGAGGGGACACCUUACUGAGCAUCAAAUAAUGCAUGAUGGUGAUAAACCCUAUAAGUGUAAUGAAUGUGGGAAAGAAUUCAGCCAUAGGACAUCCUUUAUUUAUCAUCAGAGAAUUCAUACAGGGGAAAAGCCCUAUGAGUGUAGUGACUGCGGGAAAACCUUUAGCAAGAAUUCAAAUCUCACUCUCCAUCAGAGAAUUCAUACUGGUGAGAAACCUUAUAAAUGUAAUGAAUGUGGAAAAGCCUUCAGCCAGAGAGGACAUUUUAAUGAACAUCAGAGAAUUCAUGCUGGAAAGAAACCCUAUAAAUGUAGUGAAUGUGGGAAGGCCUUUAGCAAAAACUCCAACCUUACUCUACAUCAAAGAAUUCAUACUGGAGAGAAACCCUAUGAAUGUGGUGAGUGUGGGAAAGCCUUCAGCAAGAAGGGUCAUCUUACUGAACAUCAGAGAAUUCAUGCUGGAGAAAAACCCUACAAGUGUAAUGAAUGUGGAAGAGCCUUCAGCCACAAAACAACCUUUAUCAACCAUCAGAGAAUUCAUACGGGAGAGAAACCCUAUGAAUGUAAUGAAUGUGGGAAAGCUUUUAGCCAGAGAGGAAACCUUACUGAACAUAAGAGAAUUCACACUGGAGAGAAAUGUUUUGAAUGCAAAGAGUGUGGGAAAUCUUUUACCUGCAGCUCAUCUCUUAAGUAUCACUAUAAAAUUCAUACUGGAGAAAAACCUUUUGAAUGUGAAGAAUGUGGAAAGGCCUUUAUUUUACGAGCACAACUUACAUCACACCAGAGAAUUCACUCUGGAGAGAAACCUUAUGAAUGUACUGAAUGUGGCAAAGCUUUUAGGUCCAACUCGUCUCUUACCUACCAUCAGAAAAUUCAUACAGGAGAGAAACCUUAUCCAUGUAAUGAAUGUGGGAAGGCCUUCAGAUCGAAAACACAGCUCAAUUCCCAUCAGAGAAUUCACACUGGAGAGAAACCUUAUGAGUGUAAUGAAUGUGGUAAGACCUUUGCCCAGAGCACACCACUCACUACCCACAGGAGAAUUCAUACUGGAGAGAAACCUUAUGAAUGUAAUGAAUGUGGCAAAGCUUUUAGAUAUAACUCCUCCUUUAUUUACCACCAGAGAAUUCAUAAUGGAGAGAAAUAUUAAUUUAAUAAACAUGGAGAGGCCUUCCUUUGGGUAGAACAUGCCUUACUUCCUAUCAGAAAAAUUCAUAUUAGCAAGAAAUCUUAUGAAUGUAAUCAGUAUUAGAAAGCCUUUGGCUGGAGAACAUAACUAACAAGAUAUUCAUCCUCAGAAGAUUUCUGAAUGUGAAACAGCAUUCAUUUGAAGCUUAUCACUUCUCUGGUACAAGAAAAUUCCUAUUAUAGAGGAGCCCUGAAAGUAAAAGCAAUAAGUCAAAAAGCAUUGUUGUAGCUAAGACAGGAAUCUCCUGUUUAUUUCCCCCACCCUUUAGCAGUAAAUGCUUCCUAAAAGGGUAAUUAUAUGAAAACUUAAUAGUCACAACAAAGAGAUGAAAGCUAACUCAUGCAGAAAACUGAUGUGCUUAAGCUACAUAUGCUGGGCUGGAAUUUUUGGCUUCAGUUAACUGACUUCUUGACUCCAUAGCAAGAUAUAGAAAUAGGGGUAAGUGCCAGUAACUGAGAUGUAGGUUCACAGAAAAAGCAGUAGCCCAAAGGAAGAUUGCUGAUAUUUCCUUAUAUAGGGAAAAUCUUUCUUCCUCACAUGGGUUGUCAUUUUUUUUUUUCAGCUUUCUCUGGUUCUAAAAUAUAUUGUAUGUAACCCAAGGGCCAGGCUGACAUUUUGUUUCCAGAGGACUCUGCAAAAGCCUAUCUACAGACAUAGGGAAUAGCUUUUGAAAGGCCCCUUCAGCCUUAAGCAAAAUUAAUGAAGAACAAGACUUGGGGAGCUUUUAAGAAAAGAAAAAACUAACCCUUUCUCUGUCUGUCUCUCCCCAAUCCUCUCUGUAUGUGUAUAUGUGUGUAAACACACACAGAUGUAGAUAUAUAGAUAUGUAGAUAUUGAUAUAAAGCUAUAAUAUAGUGGAACUCAGAGAACAUGCAAAAACUCCUAUGAAGUGAUGAAAGAAAAAAGUAUAGCCUAAAGGAUAGUAUGCAUGUUGACUAUUGCAAUAUAAAUGAAGACAGCUUCAAAAUGUGUAAUGUGUGGUUAUUUCAUAUAUAUCUUCUAAUAUGAGUGUUUUCCUAAGUAAAAUCAUAACAUCGUAGAGAAUAGAACCAUAUAAGACUUAAGUGAAGUAGAAAACAAAAUCAAUGCUCUAAUAUAAAAGGUAACUGGGGGGGAAAUCCCUUGCAUCUCAUUUCUAAUGAAAGUCUAAUGUCUAAAUAAAUAGGAAAUUAUAUAAGUAUGUGACUGAGAUCUAUUCCUUACUAGAUAAGUGGUCAAAGAAUAUGGAGAAACAUCUCAAAAGAAUGACAGACUAUUAUAAAGCAUGUGAAAAAUACUUCAUAUCAUCAAUAAGAGAAAUACAAGUCAAAUCAGAUCUGAGGUUACACCUUACACUCAGCAGAUUGACGAAGAUGAUAAAAGAUGGAAAUAGUCAAUGUUGGAAAGAUUGAGAAGAUAGGCAUAAUAUGUUUGUGGAGCUAUGGUUCCAACUACUCUGUAAAACAUAGAAUUCCGAAUUAUGUGAAAAAGUGAUUUUAAAUGUUCAUAUCCUUUUAUCAAGAAAUGUUACUGUUAGACUUAUGCUAAAGAGGUCAAGGACAGAGCUAUGUGGGGAGCAAAGAAGUAGAUAAAAAGGUUGGCUAAGUGAUUGUAGUAUAUAAGUGUGAAGGAAUAUUAUUGCCAUGUAAAAAUAAUGAUUAGAAAUAAAAAAAAAAAUU
Molecule: messenger RNA, 4360 nt
Organism: Sarcophilus harrisii (Tasmanian devil)
Lineage: Eukaryota; Metazoa; Chordata; Mammalia; Dasyuromorphia; Dasyuridae
Product: zinc finger protein 260-like
Exons: 7
Coding region: 267-2663 (798 amino acids)
Biological process (GO): regulation of immune system process; regulation of cytokine production; negative regulation of transcription by RNA polymerase II
Molecular function (GO): RNA polymerase II cis-regulatory region sequence-specific DNA binding; DNA-binding transcription factor activity, RNA polymerase II-specific
Source: RefSeq, a predicted model, not a curated record